This is a messenger RNA of Pomacea canaliculata, 3246 nucleotides long. Its product is annotated as ankyrin-3-like. Bases 345 to 2108 code for a protein of 587 amino acids. The transcript has 6 exons. Gene Ontology annotation, molecular function: protein binding. The record is from RefSeq and is a predicted model, not a curated record. NCBI's taxonomy places the organism in Eukaryota, Metazoa, Mollusca, Gastropoda, Architaenioglossa, Ampullariidae.
UAGAGCCCCUGCUAGGGAAGUUCUCCAGGGUGGGUAGUUGGGUAGGGAUUAUUCUCCAAACCGUUGUAUGCAAUUGUAAAAGCCUUAGGUUGAUCGAACCUUCUUGUUCUGCGGAGUAUCAUGAGCUGAUUGAAGAAAGAUAACGUCUAUUUAGAAAAAAAGCACCAGAUCCAAACACGACAUGGAUCCUCUUUCACAUCUAAAACAGUUGUAUAAUCCGUGGUAGCAACAGCCACUCGUAAUAGCUACAACUGCUAUUCAUUGUAAGCUGUUCACACGGAUGUAUAAGUAUUCAGUAGUUUAUAUGAGCCCAAAAUAGAAAUUCACAAGGGUUUUCUUUAACCAUGGCAUCAGACGAAACGGAGUCAACUUGUAAGGAAUCGCAGAUCAAGAACUUUUGCACUAAUAUCUUGCCAGCAGUUGCUAGAAGUAUUCAAAAUGGGAGCAGCCUGCAAGAAAUCAGUAGCAUGCUGGUUGAAAGUGAAAACUUUAAGUCAGCAGUUUUGUCUUGGAGAGAUCCAGAAUCUUCAUUGAAUCUUUUUCAGUGGACAAUAGUAAACAAAAGGUGUGAUGCUCUUAAGCUUCUUCAUCAGCAGUACCCAGCAUUUUUGUCUGGCAUGGUGACCACCAGUGGCCAGCUUGGACAGAAAUGUGCAUCUUUUGAGCUGGAAUACAUCAAUUCUCCACUACACCUGGCAUGCUGGGUGGGUGAUGUAAACAUCUUUAGGUACCUUCUAGACAGCGGCUGUGGUCCUUUAGUGACUGUUACAUCAGUCAUCAGUCUAAAACAGAUCUCAUCAAAUCCCACAAUGUUUACAACAGCGAAAGUCAGCAAAAGUCCAAGAGGAAAGCCAUUUGAGUUUGCAGUUUCACAGAAGCAUUUGGACUGUGUGCAGUUCAUGUUGGAUAAUGUAAUUAUACAGAGUGUAGCAUUACGUUUUUUGUAUGCAGGAGUGAGAGAGCCAUCUUCUCUUCUCCAUAAAGCAUGUUCAAUAGGCUCAGGGAAACUUGUCAGUCUUCUGCUUAAACAGUCUUUUAGGGACAUAAUUUGCCUUAGUGACAAAAAUGGCAAAACACCACUGCACACUGCAGCCUGGAAUGGUGAUACAGAAACAAUUGAGCAGCUCCUAGAAAAUGGAGCAGAUGUCAAUGCCCUAACAGAAUCUAGAAGCUGUUUGCAUAUAAUGUACAGGUCCAAACUACAUCCGUAUAAUUAUGUGAAAAACACAGCACUUUUACUGCAAUAUGGAAUAGACUGCCAUGUGGUAGACAAGAAUGGAAAGUCUGCAUUACACAUCAUGGCAGAGGAGAUUGGUAUCAGUCGUGUGGAUGUUAUACAAUACUGGCGAAAAGCAGCAGAAGCAAUAUCAGAAAUGACAAGCUCAUCUGAGCUUUGUAAAGACUAUACAACAGAGCAGUAUCAGAGUGACUUGGUUCAAUGCCUGUGCAUGCUGUUGGAGCAUGGUGGUGACCCCAACCAGCGUACAUUUCCUGCUGCUGGCAUGCAGACUGUGCUGGAAGUAUUGCUGCAGUACAGCUCUUUGCCAUAUACACACACCAUGCUGUGGCAUAAACCAGGAGUUUUGUAUGCAGCAGUCUCCCUGCUUCUGGAGAAUGGCGCUGAUCCCAAUGCUCUUACUUCCAGCUCAGAGACAGCCAUUUGCAGUUUAUUUCUGGGGGCCCAUGUACAUGAAAUUUCAGAUGUGAGCAUGCAAAUUCAGUUUAUCAAUCUCUUCUGUCAGCAUGGCUAUGAUCCAGAUAGCCUUUCUCCUAAGCAAACUGUCUUGUCCAUCUUUCUUCUGCUGAGGCGUCACAUUGACCUGCAAUGUGUACAGUUGCUAGCCAACUAUAUGACAGUAGGGAAACUGGAAGAGGCAAGAGCCUCUGUUCUUAACAAGCUUGUGCCUAUGUUGUUGAGAUCUUCCUAUGAACUAGAUGUACAGUAUGGACAUAAACUGAGAGAAAAAUUUUUUGAAAUGACUGCUCGGUCAUUGAGGCACAUGAGCAAACUUGCAAUAUUACGGCAGCUUAAUCGAAGGGCAAGUCAGGUGCAAAAACUGCCCCUGUCAGGAUUUCUCAAAACGUACCUCACCUCAGAUGCCUUUUGAUAAUGUUUUCCUCUUUCCUCCUUUUCUGUACUUGAAAAAAAAAAGAUGUUUUCAACUGGGUGUGGGAAAAUCCAGAUUAAAAUGCAUUUUAAAUUAAAUUAUAUGUAUAAAUGAAUUUUUAGCUUACAUGUUCAAAGAUUAUGAUGAGGGUUGUUUUAAAAUACUGUCAAUGUUUUAUCUAAAGUGAUAGAAAUAAUAGAUUACCAGCAGUUCUCAAUUGAGCAUUUUUCAAGGUAUAACAAAAGUAUUUUGACAUCGGCAUCCACUUUAAAAAUAUUCAAAAUGCCUGAAACCACAGGGUUUUCAGAUUGCUCUGAAUUUUAUUUUGUCAUAUAAGCACAGUCAAGUAAAUUACAAAAUGACAAAUAUUGCCUUCAAGAAUGCCUAUUUUUUUUGUUGUUUCCUAUGCCAGAGCUAAAUCAUUACAGUAGUGGUGUGGUGACUUCACCUUCCAGUCUGGUGUGGCAUCAUACAAAAGGAGAAAAAAAGUGGGCCCUUAUGAUAAACAGUUUACUUAAUAAUAACAGGUAGCUGUCUAGACUGUUGUGUUAAUGGUGGCAAUGAGAUCAAUUCAUGUUAUCUAUCUAGUGGAGGAAAUUUUAUAAUAGAUCAUAUGAUGGGACGCUUCCCUUCAAAUUGCAUAGUUUUGUGUGAAGUCCCUUGGUUUAUAUAGGACUAAUUAGGCACCUUCCAUAGUGAAAGAGAGAGAGCUGAUCAUCUUUGUCCACAAGCCACCAAUUGUUGCAAAAUUCAAGAUCAUGUUGACAAUUUUUGUAACAUUCAGCUGUGGUGUACUUAUUUUUACUUUUUGAUUUGUAUUCCUCUAUAAAUGUGGAUGGGCAGGUUAGAGUGUGUGGCAGGGAGAGAACUAAUGAUUUUAUUGUGUAGGCCAUGGAAACUGUCAGUGGGAGACGGAGAUCAAGGAUGUACUGGAUUCAGAAUAGUUUUAUAUUUGUCUCCCUGUUUAUUACUGUUUUAUGCAUUCUUUUGUACCACUCUUUAUGUGGACAUACAAACACAAAUAUUUUGUUAUCUCCUACAACAGAUAUUUUAGAUAAAGGAUGCAGUUGAAAAACUGCACCUCACCAAAUUUCUAUCCAAUCGUCUUUAUACAUUAAAUAAACAUUUUUUGUGCUUA